Oreochromis niloticus (Nile tilapia) is the source of this 192-nucleotide messenger RNA. RefSeq names its product classical arabinogalactan protein 4-like. The annotation marks the transcript as partial. The record is from RefSeq and is a predicted model, not a curated record. NCBI's taxonomy places the organism in Eukaryota, Metazoa, Chordata, Actinopteri, Cichliformes, Cichlidae. The transcript has 2 exons.
GCGCCUCCGUCUCCGGCUUCCACGCCGCCGCCAGCUGCAACGCCUCCGUCCCCGGCUUCCACGCCAGCUGCAGCCUCUUCGUCCACGCCAGCUGCAGCGCCUCCGUCUCCGGCUUCCACGCCAGCUGCAGCCUCUUCGUCCGGUCCAGCCUCCGAGUCUUCAGCCCGCCUGGUCCAGCCUCCGAGUCUUCAG